GGAGCGCUUUGAGAGCUGCACGGCGGGAAUCUCAGUUUUGGCGUCGAGGGCAGGGAAGGCGAAGAAGCUCGUCGGGCGAUGCCUGCUAAGAAAUCUCUGAAGUUGGAAAGCCUUGCCAUGGGAAAAGUGUCUGCAACACCAUUGCCGAGGAGUAAGAUGAAUCUCAAGUCUUAUUCACCAACAACAGGAACGUGCCCAAUCAGUCUUUUUUCAACUCCCAGGAGCAAUAAUGUACAAGAGCAUGGAAAUGGUCUAUCAAAUGGAAACAGAGAGAAACCCAGUAACUUGCUAAUCAGAUCACCCAGAAGGGGGCAUCCUGAAAUGGAAGACUAUGAAAAACUAUUAAUACUGCAGACUGAAGUUGAAGAUUCUCUGGGCAGAUUUAUGAAAAUCAGACAAAACCUAACCAAUUUACAGGCUUUAGAGGGCACCAGAGAGCUUGAAAAUAUUAUCGGUGUUUCAGAGACCCCUGGUAACUUGAAAGACGAAGUGAGCAAAACCAGAAAGCUAAUAAAGCAAGCUGGAAAGCUGCUAAGAAGGACCAAUGCAAGACAGCCUGCCCAAGAUGGAAUGUCACAUUAUCAUCACAUGACUAUCUCCAACCUGCCAACAGCUUUGAGUACCUUAAGUCCCUCAUCAACUGAGGCCGAAUCUGAGGAAUAUAUUCUGCUUGGCUGCAAGAUUCUACAACUGCCUGAUCCUACUUAAAAGGUUGAAAAGAAACGCCUGUAAAUCUAUCUCCCCAGCAAAUACCAGCUAAGGAUUGCUCAGUGCACUAGGCAGGUGCACAUCUAGAUACAGUUUCUUGCGUCUAAUUUAAACUUUACAAUCUGCACAACCAGAUAAUCUCAAUGUAAAUAAUACACUUCUCCAUAGCUCUUUUAUGCAAAUGGGUAAUGGCACAAGCUGAAUUUCUGCACCAGGCCCCUAUGCUUGCCCUACCUUGGUAAAAUGCCUCUGUGAGCCUUCCCCUCGUGUUUUGGGAAGAAGAGCUGUGCUUAAGGAUGGACACUAUUUCCCAGGCCUUCAAACAAACUGUAAAUUUCACAGUAAUGAUAUGCUCCAUGCUUUCUCUGAAGGAGUGCCAGUUUGUCCACAAACAAUGAAGACUGCUUGCCAACAUGCGGGGCAUUGUUUAUGCAACUUAUCAGCAUACCCAAAAGGAAGCAAUUUUCCAUCUAUCUUUGGCUCGCUACCAUCGUUUUGCUAGCAAAACCUUAUGUUCCUCACAUGCAACAUUUGCAAUGCCUUUUUAGUUAUUUUGGUUUACAAAAGCACCACAUAACCUUAGUUUUGCACUGCUAGCAAAACUAGCAGUAUGUUCUUCUGCUUUGUGGUGCCUGAACUUAUGCUGCAAAAUCAUUAAAAAGCAACACCAUAGAGA
Molecule: messenger RNA, 1384 nt
Organism: Lacerta agilis (Sand lizard)
Lineage: Eukaryota; Metazoa; Chordata; Lepidosauria; Squamata; Lacertidae
Gene: ITGB3BP
Product: integrin subunit beta 3 binding protein
Exons: 10
Coding region: 79-708 (209 amino acids)
Biological process (GO): CENP-A containing chromatin assembly; regulation of DNA-templated transcription
Cellular component (GO): nucleoplasm
Source: RefSeq, a predicted model, not a curated record